Baudoinia panamericana UAMH 10762 is the source of this 570-nucleotide messenger RNA. RefSeq lists its product as uncharacterized. Lineage: Eukaryota; Fungi; Ascomycota; Dothideomycetes; Mycosphaerellales; Teratosphaeriaceae. The transcript is spliced from 3 exons. The record is from RefSeq and is a predicted model, not a curated record. The coding region runs from base 1 to 570 and encodes 189 amino acids.
AUGAAGAUCGUACUCACCGGUGCCACCGGCCUUAUCGGAAGUGAGGUGCUGGAUCAGUGUAUCGCCCACAACUACAUUGAACGCAUAUUCGUCAUCACACGCAAACCGCUCGACCAGAAGUAUUAUGGAAAGGCUGCUAAAGGCAAAGUGACGGAGAUCAUCCACGACAACUUCGAAGAGUAUCCAGAAGCGCUGCUUCGGCGGUUACGGGACGAAGGUGUUGAAGGGUGCAUCUGGGCACUUGGUCGCAGAUAUGAGAACUUUAAGAGUAAGGAGGAGGCCGAGAAGGUGACGAUAACGUACCCUAUGAAAGCGGCUGAAGCUUUCGCAAAAGAGCUGGCUACCGCUCUGAGCCCACAACGCAUGCCAAAGGCCAAGUUUCCAUUCAGAUUUAUCUUCCUUUCAGUAUGGGGCGCCGAACAGGACCAGAAUCGUGGCUUGUGGGCGUGGAGCGAUUGGCGGAAGACAAAGGGUACGGUCACCUUGGUCAAAGCUGCUCUAAUGGUGACCGGGCUAACAGCAGAUCAUUACAGGUGCCGCCGAGAAAGCACUCUUCGACAUAGCAGAUGA